Molecule: messenger RNA, 792 nt
Organism: Benincasa hispida (wax gourd)
Lineage: Eukaryota; Viridiplantae; Streptophyta; Magnoliopsida; Cucurbitales; Cucurbitaceae
Product: phylloplanin-like
Source: RefSeq, a predicted model, not a curated record
AGGCAGAUCAGGUUGAUAAGAAAAAGGAAAAGAAAAAAAUGGGUUUGAAAUCAGUUUUAUUUGUUUUGGUGAUUGUUGGUGCCAUGGGAGCUCCAUUAAUGGUGGAAGCUCAGCUUGGGAUUGUUGGCAGUCUCCUUGGCCUUAUUAGAAUCCAAGGAACUGUCUUUUGCACUGCCAAUGGCAACAUUGGCAUCAAUGGCACUGCUACUCCUAUUUUCCCAAAUGCAUCAGUGCAACUUCAGUGUGGAAAUGGUAACAUUGUGUCAACUACAACAACGAACAAUAUGGGAGUCUUUUCAAUAUUAUUGAAUCCUCUCCAGUUCCUUCUUUCUUUAAUCACAAGCAGUUGCAGCACCGUAGUUAAUACACCGCUGUCCAACUGCAAUGUGACGUUGCCAUCUACCGGAGUUCUACUUUCGAGGUUGGGUUUUGUCGGACAAACGAUGGAGGGUAUCCUCAACAUCUUGAACGUAGCCCCGAACGGAUUCGAGUUCCUACCAUCUCUUUAAAAUGCCAGUCAUCAGUCAAAUAUAUUGAUAAUAGGGGAUGCAGAAUAACAAGUAUUUGAGUUUUACUACUUCUAAUGUUACUAUCAGUUGUGAGUUCUCUCUCAAAGUUGAUUGAGUUAUGUUGUUGUUUGUUAUUGUGUUUCUGCAUGUUUGUUGUUGUUUGUUAUUGUGCUUAUGCAUGUUUGUUGUUGUUUCCAUUCCAAAAAUAAAAGGUUGUGUGCUGCUUGUUAUUAUAGCUAUUUUAAAGUGGAGUUAGUGUAAUAUCAUUACAAUUUAAGAGACA